Molecule: messenger RNA, 792 nt
Organism: Lynx canadensis (Canada lynx)
Lineage: Eukaryota; Metazoa; Chordata; Mammalia; Carnivora; Felidae
Product: olfactory receptor 998-like
Biological process (GO): G protein-coupled receptor signaling pathway; sensory perception of smell
Cellular component (GO): membrane
Molecular function (GO): olfactory receptor activity; odorant binding
Source: RefSeq, a predicted model, not a curated record
AUGUCCUUGACUCUAAAAAUGCUGUGUGAUAACUUUGCAGAGAAAAAAGUCAGCUCUCAGGGUUGUACCACACAGAUGUGGUUCUCUUCUUUCUUUGUGGUAUCUGAAUGGUUCUUCCUGACGUCCAUGGCACAUGACUGGUAUUUGGCCAUCGGUAAGCCCUUGUUGCACGCCCUGAUUAUGUCCCAGAGGGUCUCUGUGCAGCUGGUUAUAGGGCCUUAUGGCAUGGCUCUUCUAAGCAGCAUGACCUAUAUGACACUGACUUUUUGCUUACCCUUGUGUGGUCCAAAUAUCAUCAAUCAUUUUUUCUGUGAUAUUUCCCUUCUGCUUUCUCUUACAUGUGCAGACACUUCCGUGACUCAACUUACACUUUUCUUUUUGGCUGGAUCUACAGGAAUCUUCAGUGGCCUGAUCAUGAUGGUCUCCCAUGUUUGCAUCCUGGUGGCCAUCUGGAAGAUCCAGACUGCUCAUGGGAGGCAGAACGCUUUGUCCACCUGCUCCUCUCACCUGGUAGUUGUCUCCAUCCUGUAUGGGACUCUUAUCUCUGUUCGACCUGGCUCAAGUCCCUCCCUGAAUCUCAAUAAAGUGAUUUCUCUGUUGUAUACUGUGGUGAUGCCCAUGUGGAACCCCCUCGUCUACAGCUUGGGGAAUAAGGAGUGUUACCUCCACUGGGGACUCACCCUAAGGGAUGAUCAGAGACAGUGUCAGUUAGAGCCCGUGUGUUGUCCUCUUACAGCACCAUCUUCUUUUCCCUUGGACUUUAUAGCUGUAACACAGUGCAUCUUAAAAUAG